This is a messenger RNA of Rhodofomes roseus, 1723 nucleotides long. RefSeq lists its product as uncharacterized. The transcript has 14 exons. NCBI's taxonomy places the organism in Eukaryota, Fungi, Basidiomycota, Agaricomycetes, Polyporales, Fomitopsidaceae. The record is from RefSeq and is a predicted model, not a curated record. Bases 300 to 1418 code for a protein of 372 amino acids.
GUCGCGCGGGAUCGGGCAGCUGCUGGCUCAAUCAAGCAGUCGCCACCCCAAAUCAGGACAUGUUGAACGCUGCGUGCAUUCUCGAAUUUCUGUGUCUGUCCAAGCAGCGGCUUCUCUCCGCCUGCCCAUGCUGCGUCCGCCGUGCUCCAUAACUUGUCUCCCUUCAACCACCAUCGUCCCCUCCACACUCCCCUGCGUGCCCUCGCCUCGCUCCCCCACUUCCCCCUCCCCUCCUCGACGCCGAGCGCGUCGUCCGCUCGAAACAGCAGACACGUCGCGCAGCCGCGACCUCGCCCAAGAUGGACUCGACCGCUCUGGGCACGGCCCAACACUUCAUCUUCGUCUCGCAAAUCCAUUUUUGUGCCAUGUAUGCCGUGACGUGUUGGGACUGGAUGCUAGCAUUACCCAGAGAAUGGCGUUAUAUCUGGAAAACGAGCUGGACGCCAGUAAAGGCCGCAUACUUGUUCUGCCGGUACUGGGUGUUGAUUACCGCGCCAUACCUCCUGUGGGCCUUCGUAGUUGAGCACCCACUGGAGACGUGCGAGAAAGUCUACAGGGUUCCUGUGCUGCUUGCAUUAUGGAAUCAAGCUUCCGCUGAGCUCAUUCUGCUCAUUCGCACAUAUGCGUUCUUCAACCGCAACAAAUACAUGCUCGCUUUCCUGGUGUCCGCCUUGAGUGGAGUCAUAGCCUUUCAACUCUAUGUAGCUUCAUCACAAAUGCUCCUCUUGCCAUUUGUAUCGUCACCCACUGUAGGGCCAUGCUUUCCACGCUCGCGACCAGGCUCUGCAGAUCUUCUUGGAUUCUUCAUCGCUCCUCUUGCAUUUGACACCAUUGUCACCCUCAUUACUGUGGCAAAGGCCAUUGUCAUGCGGCGCAGGAGCGGUGGACCUAAUAGCAGACUCAUCCAGACUUUCCUCCGCGAAGGCGUCUUCUAUUACAUGUUGAUCUCCAUAGCCAACCUGGUCAACGGCAUCUUCUACCUGCAGCCCCGUCAAGUUAUGUCCGCAAUUUGCAUCCCUCUCAGCGUCAUGCUAGCUCCGGUACUGGCAUGCCAUCUCAUCCUCGAUCUGCGUGAGCGAGGCGCCGAGACCGUCGCUCAGUCCGCGGGCACCAUCGCCUUUACCGCCGGCGUCUCCUCCAACAAAUCAAAUCCUGGCUCACCCUUCUCCGGGCUAGGAUUCGGUUUUGGGUCUCCAUCGAGCUCGAAGGCAUUAGUGCGCCCCAACGGCGUGCUGCUCAGCACAAUGGGCAGUAUUCCUAUGCCAAUGGAGGGUAUAGAGGUAGCGAUGGCCAGCGGUGUCGAGUUGGAUAACAUGCAAGCAUACGGGUCCGAGAGCUCGGUCGACAAGGAUGUCGAGCUCGGUCUCGGGAGCACAGUCAGCGGUAUUCGGGUAGAUGUGGAGAAAACGACUAUGUGAGAUGCUCGACGACUGAGCAUUCUGGAGGAUGUUAUUUCACGUCGACUCGUCGUUUACGUUGUUUCUCAUGGCCAUUUGUUUGCAUCGCACUUCGUACUUUUAGGAUUGUUGUCAGUCAAUGUAGUUCAAGGCUUUCGCACGUUGUAUUCGCAUAGAUAAUCGUACUAGUUGGAUUGGUCUUGACAUAAGUACAUUUGAAAUCGUUUCCAAUGGUGACGGCUACGAUGGCAUUGCACUCGGAGAACACGGGCGUCAAUCAGCCGGUGUAGCCGGCUGGUCGAUGGUCCGUGCGCAGGGCGCGCGGC